Molecule: messenger RNA, 6218 nt
Organism: Puntigrus tetrazona (Sumatra barb)
Lineage: Eukaryota; Metazoa; Chordata; Actinopteri; Cypriniformes; Cyprinidae
Gene: kcng2
Product: potassium voltage-gated channel, subfamily G, member 2
Exons: 3
Coding region: 2401-4041 (546 amino acids)
Biological process (GO): potassium ion transmembrane transport; protein homooligomerization
Cellular component (GO): voltage-gated potassium channel complex; membrane
Molecular function (GO): voltage-gated potassium channel activity
Source: RefSeq, a predicted model, not a curated record
GCGUGUCUGCGUGGUUUUCGCGCUUGUUUGCGCGCGCGAGGUCGAUUAGAAUCUUCCCUCAGUUCCGAAAACGCGUUCUAGGUUCGAAUUUCGCGAGACGAGUCCUUUAUUUAACCGCCUUGGACGAGAGCGGCGGGAUUUCAGGCGUGUUAAUCAAGAUGGGAAACUAUAAAGUUGCGUAAUUAAAACGGAACGUAAUAACGCAAACGCUGCGUUUGAAUAAAAACACUGCUCCGUUUUACUACCACGAUGAAGCGUCCAUGUCGUAUCGUGCCAAACGAUGGGAUUUAGGCUAUCUCUAACGAAGAGGUAAACUAAAAGCUUAUUCAAACAGCUUUAUGGCCACUUUAUAAUAUUUCAAUACGACUGCUUACCACGUAAAGCUUAACAUAAUGCUUACCGGAUCAUUGUUUGUACAUUUAAAGUUAGGAUUGUCAUAUUUUCAUAGAUUUCCUAUUCACGUCUGUUAUAAAUGACUGAAAGGAAUAAUGUAAAAUGUGUGGAUUAAUACCGAAAGAAAUCCUAAUUAGUUGAUUUAAAGUGAAAAGAAUUGACAUGUAAGUAUGUGUGUUUGAUGAAGGAGAGAGGGAGAGGUGUGGAAGAGCACGGAGCUCCUAUUACAUCCUAUUAGAUUGACAUGAAAGCCAUUUGAGGUGUUUGUUUUAGUGGGCUGGAUGACAUCUGGGUCAGUUUUAAUGGCAUAUUUAUUGUGAUGAGCUGGUGAAACAACGGUCUCCUGACACUCGUGACUUUUGGUGAAGCACAUUUGGUACAAUGGCUAUUAACACCGUCUCUCUUAACGAUCGAAAAGCUUUUUUUAACGUUUGAAACAUAACGAAACGACUUCAAAGCCUGAGCCGGGUGUACUUAUGGGAUUUCUAUAGACGCACCGCCGUACACGAAUCACCAUUUGAUGCUUUAAAGUGAUUAAAAAACUAGAAGGAUAAACUUACUUUUUCAUGCCACUUCAAACUACUCGACACUCCUUUGGUUUUUCUGUCCAACUUCAAUUAUUAAAUUCAGUUCAUAAAUAAUCCUGACAGUUUUGUCUGUAUGAGAGAAAUGACCCCUUAAUUAGAAACGAAACAGACCCCAAAACCUGUCACACUUAUCCAGCGGAGAUUUAUUUUAAAUGAAUGGAUUUAUAGUGUCUAAAUUGACGUGUUAAUCUUUUUUUGUCUUCGUUUCUUUUCUGAAUCGAAUGUAUUUCAGCUUGCAACACCAUCCUAUGGGUUCAGUUCUAGGGCAGGGCGAUUGAACCUUGAAUGCAAUGUAAGAUGAUUUGGAUAAAACAGUAUACAGUAUGAGAAAUGCGUGAAUAUUAAUGCAUAUCAAUUUAAAAUCGUAAUUAUAUAACUAUUAAAAUAUAAAUAGUUGGUAACACUUUAUUUUACGGUCUCUUAACUAUGCAUAUUACUACAAUAUUAGCCAAUUAUUUGUAGUAUUCAUUACAUAUUAAUGGCUCAUUCUACAUCCCUAAUCCUACCUUAAACAACUACCUUUAAUAACUAUUAUUAUGCAGCCAAUUAGCAUAUCAUUUAAGGAAAAGUCACAGUUAAUAGUGAAUAAGUGUAACGACCAAAUAGCAUAGUGGGGUAUGAUACAUUUGAUUUCUAUAUCAACAUUAAAAUAAAUAAAAAUACUUUUUUUUUUUGGUGCCACUUUAACUUUAGCCUGCACGUUGUGUUAAACUGUCAAGUUAUCAUAAACUUUUUGAGGGUUGCCUAGCAGCGCAGCUCAUCAUCGCUGGAGACGUAAAACAAAGACCCGAGCGACAGAAAAACAACGCACUUAUUGUCUUCCCAUCCGCUUUACAGCGCAGCCGCGCGAAUAACGUCGGCAUCUAUUAAGAACAAGCACAAAUAGCUCAUAUUGAUUCACGAGCGCCUUUAUAAGUCUCUAACUCAGAGUGCCACUGCAGAAAUCUCCCCAUCAGCACUAUUGAAUUUCAUCUUCCCCGGGAGACACGCAGCACCGCAGCGCUCAUCAUCAGCGCCAUCGCUCACACGGGCUCCUGUACGCCAGCCCAACAUCUCGCUUCUCAUCUCACAGGACCUGUCUGUCCGUCUGUCUGAGCUGGAGAGAGUGUGUGUGUGUGUGUGUGUGUGUGUGUGUGUGCGCUCUCAUAUGUCUAUACAGAGACCUCCAGCCUCCUGCGUGCUGUUAUGAAGUUCACAAAAAGGAAAUCAAUGUUACGGGGCAUCUAGGAAUUGAUCUGCGCUGAUUGCUAAUGGUGACGACAGCCUCCACGGUCUUUUGCCAUCGCUUCUGUAGAUCUUAAUACAGACCCGCAGGACUAAAGGAACAGAGUGGAUUCUCAAUGAGCAUAGCUCAUCCACGAUGACCGCCGUGACCUGGUAGACCGUGAAUCUGUGGAGUGCACAGUCACGCACAGCAGAGAUGUACCAAGAGGUGGCUUUCCUAGCAGGCAGCACCGAUCAUCAGUUUACCUCCUUCCACUUUAACGCUUUGGAGAAUCCGCAUGAAAUCAGCAGCAAAAAGGGAGUGUUCUACAAACGCGCACAGCUGCAGCGCAAGCCCGGCGUACAGGAGGAAGGGCUCCUCCAGAACCGAGGAGCCGGCGCGGACCAGGGCGCUUUAGUCGACCGCAGCGCCAUCAUCAACGUGGGUGGCAUCCGUUAUAGCAUCCCGUGGUCCACUCUCGAGGAGUUCCCGCUGACGCGUUUGGGGAAGUUACGGAGCUGCAGCAAUGCCGAGGAAAUCCUCGACUUGUGCGACGACUACGACGCGCACUGCAACGAGUUCUUCUUCGACCGAAGCCCCAGCGCCUUCCGCUCCAUCGUCACGUUCCUGGCGGCCGGGAAGCUCCGACUGCUGCGGGAGAUGUGCGCGCUCUCCUUUCAGGAGGAGCUGUUGUAUUGGGGCGUGGAGGAGGCCAGUCUGGAGUGGUGCUGCUUGAGAAAGCUCCGUCUUCGGCAGGAGGAGCAGCGAGAGAGACUCCGGCUGGAGGAGGAGGAGGCUGAGCUGACCUCGCCCCAGUCCUGUGAGGAGGCGCCGGGAGUCGGGAACCCAGAGGAGGGCCGUCUGGCCGGGUGCAUGCACAGCCUCAGAGACAUGGUGGAGAACCCUCACUCCGGGAUCCCUGGGAAGAUCUUCGCCUGCCUCUCGGUGGUCUUUGUGGCCAUUACGGCAGUUACACUGUGCGUCAGCACCAUGCCUGACCUGAGGGAGGAGGAGGAGAGGGGCGAGUGCUCCCAGAGGUGCUACAACAUCUUCGUGCUGGAAACAGUGUGUGUGGGCUGGUUCUCCCUGGAAUUCCUGCUCCGUUUCAUCCAGACGCAGAGCAAGUGGACGUUCUUACGCACACCCCUCAACAUCAUCGACGUGGUGGCCAUCCUGCCCUAUUACAUCACUUUGAUAGUGGACUCACUGUCCGUGAGCGACCGCCCCACAGGCUCAGGAAACAACUACCUGGAGAAGGUGGGAUUGGUCCUGCGAGUUCUUCGAGCAUUGCGGAUCUUCUACGUGAUGCGUUUAGCACGUCACUCUUUGGGGCUGCAGACGCUUGGGUUGACCGUACGCCGCUGCACUCGAGAGUUUGGACUGCUGUUGCUGUUCCUCUGUGUGGCCAUGGCACUGUUCUCUCCGCUGGUCUUCCUGGCGGAGAGCGAGAUGGGCGCCAAGCAGGAGUUCACAAGCAUCCCCGGGAGCUACUGGUGGGCCGUCAUUUCGAUGACGACGGUUGGGUACGGCGACAUGGUUCCUCGCAGCAUUCCAGGCCAGGUGGUGGCGCUCAGCAGCAUCCUGAGUGGAAUCCUGCUCAUGGCAUUCCCAGUCACAUCCAUAUUUCACACUUUUUCACGGUCCUACCUGGAGCUUAAAGAGGAGCAAAAUCGGGCCACACGGCACAAGCCCGAUUCACAAGACAGCACCAAGUCCCAAAACAGCGAGGAUUCACAGGACACUGACAGUUCUUUACACGGGAUCACAGAGGCUGCCGGAGUUGGUGCACAUCACCGCAGAUCCGUAGCUGUGGCAAGUCAAGGAGCACUACAGGUCAGGAGACCACUAAAGUCAUAAUGCAAGCAGCUGACUGUAAGACUAAAGAAAACUAACUUGUACAAAGACAUGCUACAGGUGAUCGGCCAUAAAUAGUACCUGAAUAAUCAGGUGACUUGACAAUGAUAGACAGUGGGAAAGAGAUGUUAAAAUGGACAGGCUUGUAAGUCCAAAGCACAAUUUUUGGUUAGUUUACACUAAAAUGAAUGUUCUGUCAUCAUUUACUAACCCUCAUGUUGUUCCAAAUGUGUAUGACUUUCUUCUUCUGUAGAAAACAAUUGAAAAUGUUUAGCAGAAUGCUCAUCGUUUUAUACAAGGGAAGUGAAUGGAUACUGGAUCUUUCAACCCAAUAACAUUUUUUUUUAAAAAGUGGUCCAUGAUUCAUAUUAUUAUAUUCAAAGCUUUCCAAAGCUAUAAUGUAACUUUGUCCAAGUAAAUGAUGCACGGAGCAUCCCCUCCAUGUUAGUUCUUAAAUCUCGUUCUUGAUUGAGCGUUCAAAUGUGUCACACCAUGUUUGACAUCCGUGACAAGCUCCAUUUAUAAUAACGCAUAUUGUACUGUUUGAAUAUUUUUAACUGGUCCUAGCUGCGUCACUCCAAGUGCAACCAGGGCAUGCUAACAAGUACGCUAAAGACUGCAGCCUCUAGCGCUGUGUGCCUAGAUGUUAGGGUGGUGAGGUUUACCUGCACAGCUAUCUACCACUUGGCCUCUUUUACACCCAGUGCCUAAACCUCACUUCCCUUAUGUCAAGACACCAAUGUAACUGGUCCUACAUGCACCUUUCUAAGAAGGAUUCAAACCAGUGUCAACUGGCAUGGGUGAUGGGCGUGCUAACAAGGAUGCUAAAACCAGCAACCCUUAGUGCAUAUUUUGAGGCCAGGGCUGUGAGGUUGACGAGCAAAGUUAACUAACAGCUUGCCUCAAUACACUAACUUUCUAAACCUUACUCCCUUUCGGGUCAGGGCACCAAUUUCACUGGUCCUACGUGCACCACUAUAAAAAGGAGGUGGCAAGUUAAGAAAGAAACAGCACUCUUUAAUGUUCUUCUUGAGUUUAACCUGCACAGCACUUACUAGCUGGCCUCUGUUACAUCCACUCCCUAAAUUUCACUCACAUUUGGGUCAUGGCACCAAUCUCACAGUAUGGUAGGUGAGUACUUUAACAAGGACGCUAUGAAAAUGUCCACUUUCAUGCCUCUUGAAUCCUUGGUGUUGAGAUUUAUAUGUGCAGCUCUUACUAGCUGGAAUUCAUACUAACCCCCUUGAAAUUUCAUAACGGGAGGAGUGCACUUUUAAUAAGAAUGCAGAAACCAGUGUCCGUUAAUUUGUCUCUUGAGGCAAGAGAACUGAAGAUUCCUGAGAAAAUCCUACUACCUGGCCACCGUUAUACUCACGUCCUACUUACCUAUAUGUAACUUGUCCUACUCUCACCACUCUGAUAGGGAUUUGAACCAGCUCAACCAGUAUAAGAGGAAGGCACGCUAACAAGAACCCUAAAACCAAAGCCCUUAAUGUGCCUCUGGAGGUACCUAAAACCAGUGUGAGAGUGAGGUGUAUCGCACUUUUCUCUUAAACCCCAUUCUGAAAUACAGCACCAAUAAAACUGGUCCUACUUGCACUGGUCUGAGUGGGAUUGGAGCCAGUGUCAAAUGGCAAGAAUAGCGGGUGCACUAACAAGCACACUAAAAAUUAGCAAGCCUCGAGACCAGAGAAGAGCGUUAUACUUGCAUAGUUCUAUUUUACAUGCGCAGCAGUUAUAAUGAAAUUUGAGAGUUCAAUUGCCUCAUUCACUUUCAUUGUACAGGAAGUGAGCAGCACGGACAUUGGGUUAAAUAUUUCCUUUUGUGCUCCACUAAAGAAAGUCAUAUGGGUUAGGAGUGGUAAGAGGGUGAGUGAUGACUGAAUUUUCAUCGAGCUGGUGUUCCUGGUCCACGGAUGCUCCUACCUGUGAAAACUGUAUGACUGUGAAGAUCGACAUUUUAUUUUGCAUCCACCUUUAAGGUAAAAUAAGCUUUUCUCCGGUGUCAGAUGAUACAGUGUUACACUGUUCAAAACAGACUAUUAAACUUUAAUUUACGCUCCUAUAUAGCUGAUUUGCAAUAACUAUGUUUAUGAAAACACAUUUCUGUAUAGCUCUGCUUUUAGAUGCCAUAGUCUCAGGAUCUGCCGGUUGUAAUAAACAGUGAAAUGCCCUUUAAA